AUGACCUCGACACAGGAAACAAUUGCCACGCAGCAGGCCGAAAUCGUGGCCAAGCACACGGAGGAGCUAUGGAGGGUAAACCAAGAGAUUCACAGCCACCCAGAGCUGGCGUUUAAGGAAACGCACGCACACGACACAGUCUGCGGACUGCUUGAAUCCCUCGGCUACAGCGUCACCCGCCACGCCCACGGCCUCAAGACAUGGACGGCAUUCGAGGUCGAAGCCGGCUCCGAUGGCGGUGUCGUGGUGUACAACGCCGAGUACGAUGCCCUGCCGGGCAUCGGCCGCGCCUGCGGACACAACCUCAUCGCCACGUCGUCCAUCGCGGCGUUCCUGGCUACCGCAGAUGCCCUCAAGGCGAACAACAUCAGCGGCCGGGUGCGGCUCCUCGGCACCCCGGGGGAGGAGGAGGGCGGCGGCAAGGUCGCCCUGCUGAGCGCCGGAGCGUACCGAGGCGUCGACGCCUGUCUCAUGGGACACCCCGGGCCCCUCCUCGCUCCCGUCGACGGGGUCGUACACGUGCCGUUCAUGGCGGUCGUCGGGGUCACGGUCACGUUCAACGGCGUCAACGCCCACGCCGGCAACGCGCCUUGGCUGGGCAAGAACGCCCUCGACGCAGCCGUUGGCGCUUACAACAACAUCUCGAUGCUGAGGCAGCAAAUGUCCCCGGAGCAGAGGGUGCAUGCGGUGAUAACCCACGGCGGCGAUCGCGCCAAUGUCAUCCCUCACAGGACGGAGAUGAGGAUUCUGAUCCGCGCCUCGACAAACGCCGACUUGGAGGCAACGCGUCCGCGGAUCGCGUCGUGCAGCCAAGGGGCCGCAGAUGCUACGGGCUGUACCGUGGACUUGAGAUGGGACCAUCAUUACAAAGAUCUCCAAUGCAGCGGCCUCAUCGAGAGCGCCUUUGCGAAGAACGCCGCCAUGCAGGGCCGCACGUACAUGGCAAAGGCGCCCACCGGAAGCGGAGCCUCGACCGACCAGGGCAAUUACGAGAUUCCAAGCAUCCAUCCAAUCUUCCUCCUCGACGUAGAGGACCCUUCCAUCGGCCCGCACCACCGCAAGUUUGCCGCGACGGCGGGGACGAGAGCCUCGUUUGCGAUUGCUCUCGAGUUCGCAAAGGUCAUGGCGGCGACUGGGCUGGACAUCCUGCAGAGCGGCGCGUUGCGCGAGGAGCUAACGUCGGAGCUCGCAGCGGCGCGAAACGGGCGGACUUGA
Messenger RNA from Purpureocillium takamizusanense, 1215 nucleotides. RefSeq lists its product as uncharacterized. Gene Ontology annotation, molecular function: dipeptidase activity. Bases 1 to 1215 code for a protein of 404 amino acids. NCBI's taxonomy places the organism in Eukaryota, Fungi, Ascomycota, Sordariomycetes, Hypocreales, Ophiocordycipitaceae. The record is from RefSeq and is a predicted model, not a curated record. The transcript has 4 exons.